Messenger RNA from Dissoconium aciculare CBS 342.82, 1236 nucleotides. RefSeq names its product lipase. The transcript has a single exon. Bases 1 to 1236 code for a protein of 411 amino acids. NCBI's taxonomy places the organism in Eukaryota, Fungi, Ascomycota, Dothideomycetes, Mycosphaerellales, Dissoconiaceae. Gene Ontology annotation, biological process: lipid catabolic process. Gene Ontology annotation, molecular function: triacylglycerol lipase activity. The record is from RefSeq and is a predicted model, not a curated record.
AUGAAGUUGUUCUUGGCUCUGGCAGCACCCAUGGUGGUCCUCGCCCAGGCCAAAUCGCCAUCGUUUGAUUCUUUCUACAAGGUACCUUCGGACAUUGCUGCAUAUCCCGUCGGCACUGCCGUGGGCAACCGGAUUCGCCCUGUGAACACAAGCUUGACUCUCACCACCAACGCCGGAAACCCGCUCAAACAAGCCUAUCAGAUCUUCUACCGAACCAGCUCCACAGGCGAUGUCGCCGACGGAACCGUCGCGACGGUUUUCGUGCCCGUCAAUGCCAAACUUCCCGCAAAGAUCCUUUCUUAUCAGACAGCGGAGGACUCGGCGAACCUGGAUUGUGCUCCGAGUUGGGCAUUGGUCAACGGUUCGGCAUCUACGAAUGCCGACACCGUGAAGUUGGAAGGCUCCGCCGUCGUCGGGAAUGCCCUCAGGCAAGGCUACUACGUCGUGGUCCCGGAUGCUCUGGGUUCCAAGUCCGGCUGGCUCGCCGGGCGUACCGAAGGUCGAGCCUGCCUAGACGGCAUCCGGGCCACGAUCAAAGCAUUCAACCUCCCCCGCUGCACUCCGACCGCGCUCUACGGCUACAGCGGCGGCGCCCACAUCACCAUCUGGGCAUCCUCCCUCGCCGCCACCUAUGCACCCCAACUCAACAUCACCGGCGCCAGCUACGGCGGCGCGCCCGUCGACCUCCGCACGACCUUCAACUCCCUCAACAAAGGCUUCGGCGCCUGGCUCGCGGGGGCCGGACUCUUCGGCCUGGCCAACGCCUACCCUUCCGUGAACAGCUACUUCACUUCGAAAUACAACGAUCUCGGCCGGGCCAACGCCACGCUCUUCCGCACGCCGGGCUACUGCAUCAACAACCGGGCGCAGGACGGCGUGAGCAAAGACUACCUCGGCAUGUUCACGGAGGACAUCCUGGCGAACGGUACCGUCUUCUCGACCGUCUUUGAUAACGAAUCUCUGCUCGCGACCUCUUCGGAAUUGGCCGUCCCCGCGCCGAAAUUCCCGCGUUAUCAGUACCACGGCCGGAACGAUGAGGUCGUGCCUUUCGCGCCCGCUCAGCAGUAUGUCAACGAACAGUGUGGGAAAGGGGCGCAGAUUGCGUUUGAAGUGCUCAGUGGGACUCAUCCCGAGGCUGGCGUGAAUGGAAUAAACCGGGCAUUGAAAUUCGCUUUUGCCGCGCUCGAGGGGAAGUUGUCGAAGAUUACGUGUGGACAGCCGUGGAGUUCAGCUUGA